UUUUGUGUCAAACAAGCACCUACAUUCUAACUAGAAUAGUUUAGCAGUGACACCAACAUUAGCAGGAAAUCAACUCUUGCUCCAAAAAGUGAUACAAUACAAAACAAAUAUACAAAGAGAAAACAAUAUGAGAAGAGGGUUUCUGAUUAAUUCUCUUCCUGGAGUUUUUAUGCUAAUGUGCAAGUUCAUCAGCAUAGUUCAUGGCCAACAUUACACUGAGAAAACCGUCUCAAAUGUCAAUAGUAAUGGGAGAAAUGGCUCACUUGUAUCAGCAUUGUUUGUAUUAGGGGAUUCCUCUGUUGAUUGUGGGGACAAUACUCUAUUCUACCCUCUGCUUCACGGUCGUCUAUCUCUUCAUCCGUGUAAUGGCUCGGAUGCCACUCUUCUUCCUCAACUUAUUGCUGAGAAGAUUGGAUUGACGUCAAUCCGACCAUUUUAUGCUCAAAAUGGAUCUCUGACUCAGAUUCUUGGUGGUCUCAACUUUGGAUCAACACAAGCUACAAUCCUGAACCAGGGAAGCUUCAGCCACCAGUCUCUCAAUCAACAACUACGUCAAGUCUCCGAGAGUAUGCAGCUGCUGCAACUGCAGCUGAGCGAAAACUCUGCUAUUGAAUUUACAAAAUCAUCCAUCUUUUUCCUCUCCUUUGGCAAAGAGGAUUACAUUGAUCUAUUCUUACACAACUCUUCCAACCCAAUGUUAAACCAUGACGCUCAAUAUUAUGCUACCAUUUUGGUCAAUCAGAUGACAAAUGCAAUGAGGUAUCUGUAUGAAGCAAAUGCAAGGAAAAUCAUAUGCUUAGGAGUUUUGCCUCUGGGAUGUACACCACGUAUAGCAUGGGAGUCGAAUCAGACAUCAAAUGGAGAUGAUAUUGAUGGAAAUGGUUGUGUAGAUAAUGUCAAUGAUUGGAUAUUGGAAUACAACAGAAUUCUAGAUGAACACAUAGUCCAGCUUAAUGCAGAACUUUCUGAUGCUCAUAUAGUGUUCUGUGAUGUAUACAGCGGAAUAUUGGAGAUUAUAAACAAACCAAAAUUUUAUGGUUUUGAAGACACAGAGAGUGCAUGUUGUGGACUUGGUUUGAAUGGUGCAAUGAUAGGGUGUAUCUCUACAGAAAUGGCCUGUAAUCAAGCUUCAUCACAUGUUUGGUGGGACUUGUUCAAUCCUACUCAAGCUGUGAACUCUAUCCUAGCUGAAGCAGCUUGGUCUAACCAACCUAUACCCGAUCUUUGUCGUCCUUUAACCAUCCAUGAUUUGGUCAACACCAAAACCUAGCAUUAAACUGCUACUCAUGCGGCAUACGAUUCAUUCAUAAACAGUAAGUUCGGCAAAAUCACAGUGGUUUAUAGUGUUAAUACGAAUCUCACCGUCAGUCGAAACAUGCACUAAGAUUAUGAGAACAAUAUGGUGUUUCAAAAUAAUGCAAUAAAGAAAUAAAAGUAGCACUGCUAGGUUUCAGUGGAAAUCAUUAAUAUAUUGUAGUAUAUUACA
Messenger RNA from Vicia villosa (hairy vetch), 1486 nucleotides. Its product is annotated as GDSL esterase/lipase At1g71250-like. Gene Ontology annotation, molecular function: hydrolase activity, acting on ester bonds. The record is from RefSeq and is a predicted model, not a curated record. The transcript is spliced from 3 exons. The coding region runs from base 128 to 1270 and encodes 380 amino acids. NCBI's taxonomy places the organism in Eukaryota, Viridiplantae, Streptophyta, Magnoliopsida, Fabales, Fabaceae.